This is a messenger RNA of Neoarthrinium moseri, 1182 nucleotides long. RefSeq lists its product as uncharacterized. The coding region runs from base 1 to 1182 and encodes 393 amino acids. The transcript is spliced from 2 exons. NCBI's taxonomy places the organism in Eukaryota, Fungi, Ascomycota, Sordariomycetes, Amphisphaeriales, Apiosporaceae. The record is from RefSeq and is a predicted model, not a curated record.
AUGCCGCCCUCCAACGACCUCUCCGACGACUUCGUCGCAGACCUCCUCUCCAAGGAAGCUGCAGAGUGCGCCCUCAAGUACUCCGCCGUAGGCAUGGACGCAUACACCGGCUCCGCCAAACGCCCGGCGCAUCACCCGAAACCAAACACCCGCUUCCUGAACAACAUCGUCAAGGCAACCGACUCGCACAACCGCAAUCUUCUCGCCCAGGAGCGCGCCGACUCCCAAGCGCGCCUGAACGACUUGGAGCGCGCCAAGCAGCAGGAGCGACGGGCAUCAGAGGAGCGCGACCGCCGGCGCAGACCCGCCCCGGGCGACGUGCGCAAGCGCAUGCUGGGCGACAUUACCGCUAUCAUCGGUGGCUCGUCUAAGAAGCGCAAGACCGAUGACCGCGACGCUCCCCGGGACGUCGAUUCCGAGUCCAGACGGUCUAAGAAGCCGCGGGAUGACUCAGAUAUCAAGAUUAGGGGUAGAGCACAUGAGGCAGGCGACCGCGACGGCUCGUCGGUGAAGGACAGGAACUCCAGGAAGGAGCUUUUUGCCGAUCACGGUCCAAGGCGUGGGCUUGAUCGCGAAGAUCGCCAUCGCAGCAAGAGGGCGAGUUCGAGGGAAGACAGGCAUCGAGGCGACCGAGGUGACCGAGGUGACCGAUCCGACAACCGGAGAAGGGACAAACACGGUCCAAGCAGCAGUAGACAUCGCCACGAGAGCUCUCGCGUCGACCGGGAGCCGCAGAGGACUCGAGAUCGAAGACAGGAGACUCGAGGCGAGGAACCCACUCCGCGCGAUGUCUCCGAGUCAGAUUCAGAUCCCCUUGACGAUAUUAUAGGACCAAAGCCGCCGUCCCCUAUCCGCAGGCGGGGUCGCGGGGCAGUUUCUGGCUCCUCAGGCAUGGACAGUCGCUUUGCGUCGGGCUACGACCCCAAGGUUGACGUGUCUUUGGGGCAUGACGACGACGACGAUUGGGGCACCGCUCUAGAGGCCCUGAAAGAUCGACAGCGUUGGAAGGAACAGGGCGCCGAUAGACUCCGCGCCGCCGGAUUCACCGAAGACCAGGUCAAGAAGUGGGAGAAGGGGGACAAGAAGGACGAAGACGACGUGCGGUGGACGAAGAAGGGAGAGCAGAGAGAGUGGGAUCGUGGCAAGACACUCCUGCAGGAGAGCGACGGGUCAUUGGUCUAG